AUGGCCAACCCCUUGGCCCGCGAAUUUGUAACCGACGGCCCCAUGCUCUUGAUUGGGGCGGGCGUUGGCGUCGCGCCCUUCCGCGGGUUCGUGCACAGCCGCCUCAAGUCCGCCAAUUGUGCGAACAAGGUCUGGGUGAUGCAGGGCAUUCGCGAUUCGGAAUUCGACGAGCUUUAUCAGGGUGAUUGGGGCCAGUAUGAGGAUAAAGUAAAGAAGGUGGUCCAAUCACGCAAAGCGACUGGUGAUGGGGAUGCGCAGUACGUGCAGCACGAGAUUCUGUUCCAGGCGGAUCUGGUGUGGUUUAUUAUCAAUGCACUGGAUGGACGAGUGUUUGUGUGUGGCAGUAGUAAGGGGAUGGGCGAGGGGGUGUGGGCGAGUUUGGUUCAGGUGGCGAUGAAAAAGGGGAAGUUGAAUCACGAGGAGGCGGAGGCGUUUUGGGAGGAGAAGAGGGUUGGGGGGCAGUAUGUUGCUGAGACUUGGUGA
This is a messenger RNA of Cyphellophora attinorum, 483 nucleotides long. RefSeq names its product putative FAD-binding protein. Gene Ontology annotation, cellular component: cytosol. Gene Ontology annotation, biological process: homocysteine metabolic process. The transcript has a single exon. The coding region runs from base 1 to 483 and encodes 160 amino acids. Gene Ontology annotation, molecular function: [methionine synthase] reductase (NADPH) activity; FMN binding; flavin adenine dinucleotide binding. Lineage: Eukaryota; Fungi; Ascomycota; Eurotiomycetes; Chaetothyriales; Cyphellophoraceae. The record is from RefSeq and is a predicted model, not a curated record.